Messenger RNA from Microplitis mediator, 1815 nucleotides. RefSeq names its product tigger transposable element-derived protein 6-like. The coding region runs from base 1 to 1815 and encodes 604 amino acids. The record is from RefSeq and is a predicted model, not a curated record. Gene Ontology annotation, cellular component: nucleus. Gene Ontology annotation, molecular function: DNA binding. The transcript is spliced from 4 exons. Lineage: Eukaryota; Metazoa; Arthropoda; Insecta; Hymenoptera; Braconidae.
AUGACCACUAGAAAAUUAAAAACGUUAACUCUUCGUGAAAAAGUAGAUGUUAUUCAAGCAGUGAGACGUGGUACAAAAAGAAAAGAAAUAUUUGAUCAGUAUGGAUUACCGGCAAGUACUUUAUCAACAAUUUUAAAAAAUGAGUCCGAAAUAUUGUUAAAGUAUGAAACAAGUAACAACUUAUCAUGUAAAAGACAACGCCUAGCAGAAUUUCCUGAUGUUGAAGAGUGUUUAUUAACAUGGUUCAAGCAGUGUCGUGAAAAAAAUCUCAGUAUAAGUGGAACAUUAUUACGUGAAAAAGCCGAAGAAUUUUCAAAAUCAUUGGGACACACUUCGUUUCGUGCAAGCAAUGGUUGGUUGGGUAAUUUUAAGAAGCGGCAUGAACUUGUAUUCAGAAAACUUUGUGGGGAAAGUGCCAGCGUAAAUACUGAGAUAUGUGAUGAAUGGAUAGUAGAGUUACUCCGUUUGUUGAAGGAUUAUGAACUGAGGGACAUAUUUAAUGCAGACGAGACAGGUUUAUUUUUUAAAUGUUUACCUGAUAAAUCGCUUAUUUUUAAAAAUGAAAAAUGUCACGGUGGCAAACAUAGCAAAGAGAGAUUAACCGUAUUGCUUGCCACAAAUAUGACGGGUACUGAAAAGCUUAAGCCUUUGGUCAUAGGCAAAGCUAAAAAACCCCGCUGUUUCAGUGGAUGCAAAUCAUUGCCGGUCGAUUAUGAAGCCAAUAAAAAAGCUUGGAUGACAGCUGAUAUAUUUAAGCAGUGGCUGAUUAAACUUGAUAAACAGAUGAUUAGAGAAAAGCGAAAAAUUUUACUUUUCAUCGAUAACUGUACUGCACAUAAUGUUAUUCCAUUAUUGAAGGCUGUAAAAGUUAAAUUUCUACCUCCAAAUACAACGUCGAGAUUACAACCGCUAGAUCAGGGAAUAAUAAAAAAUUUUAAAUCGUUUUAUAGAAAAGAAGUUGUCAAAAAACUUAUUGCUGAUAUGGAACAAAAAACUGUGCCCGCCAUAAACGUCUUGCAUGCCAUUAGGAUGAUUGAUAAAGCUUGGAGAAACGUAUCAGAAAGUACGAUAGUUAAUUGCUUCAGAACAUGUGGAUUUACAACGACACAAAGAGAGGAACUGACACAAUCAACCCUGAAAACGACACCCGAUGAUACAACAUUAGAAGAGUGGAAUAAACUACCGAUUGCAGACGUCCAAUUUGAAGAUUAUGUAUCAUGUGAUGCUGAUAUCGCUACGACUGGAACCUUGACUGACGAUGAAAUUGUUAAUUUGCUUAAUCAAAACCAGGACCUCGAUGACGAUGACGGCGAUGAUGAAGAUUUGAGUACUGAACUAACUGUAUCAAAUACACAGGCUCAAGGGGCAAUCAAGAACCUACGGAUCUACAUCGAAAGAUGUAAUAAUGUCGAUGAUCGAGUUAUUCCUGAUAACAAUUCAUGGCAGCAAUCAUGCAUUACGUCACAGCCUGAAGCUAGCACAGCGAGUACUUUGGCCCAGCCUGGAAGUAGUACCGUUAAAUUUUCUUCAAUUGAUCCUGCUAAAUUUUUGCAAUAUAAAACGGUACGGGAAAUUCUACUGAAUGAGACAACAAAACAAGGCUCAAAACUAUUGAAAAUUUUAGAAGAUGACAGUCAGCUUUUUCACGAAAAUCACCGGCGAUCACUAGUCAGGAGCAUUAUUUCAGUUUUGACGGGCAAAAAAGAUGUAUUGAGUGGCGUCUGCAAUGUUGAAGAACUAAUUUACAUCCUUCUGAUAAAAAGUACAAGAAAAGUGACGUUAAAAAAUCCGAGAAGACUAGAUCCGAACCACUAA